This is a messenger RNA of Oncorhynchus tshawytscha (Chinook salmon), 1155 nucleotides long. Its product is annotated as calcineurin B homologous protein 1-like. The record is from RefSeq and is a predicted model, not a curated record. The coding region runs from base 385 to 972 and encodes 195 amino acids. Lineage: Eukaryota; Metazoa; Chordata; Actinopteri; Salmoniformes; Salmonidae. Gene Ontology annotation, molecular function: calcium ion binding. The transcript is spliced from 7 exons.
CCCCCGUGACCCCCCCGUGACCUCUCCACAGUGCUGAACAGAGCAAACUGACAGCUCUCCGGUCAGCUGUUUCACAGGCUAACUCGGAAUAAAUCUUUUUUUUUUUUUUUUAAACGAUUACAAGGAAAUUAUUAACGGUAGACAAUUGGAUUCAACGUAGACUAUCGAAACGUUGCGAAAUUUGCUAGCUUGCUUCGUGUAUAUCCAGUUUUUUUUUUUCUCUGUCUCUCUCUUCCGCUAUUUAGCACGAAUCAGCAAACGUUAGCUAACAAAUCUCUUCGAAACCUGCGUCAAACAACUUGUUAGCGUAACUACGGAUUUUUUAAAAUUGUAUUAUUAUUAUUUUUUUUUUUUGAGCUUUUGUUGUGAAGGAAGGACUUUACAAUGGGAUCCAGAGCAUCGACAUUACUGAGAGAAGAGGAGAUUGAAGAAAUCAAAAAGGAGACAGGCUUUUCCCACAGCCAGAUCACCCGGCUCUACAGUCGCUUCACCAGCUUGGACAAAGGAGAGAACGGCACACUCAGUCGGGAAGAUUUCCAAAGGAUCCCAGAGUUGGCCAUCAAUCCUCUGGGAGACAGAAUCAUCAAUGCCUUCUUUCCCGAGGGGGAGGACCAGGUGAACUUCAGGGGCUUCAUGAGAACCCUGGCUCACUUCCGUCCUAUAGAAGACAACGAGAAGAACAAGGACCCCACUGCCUCUGAACCUCUCAACAGCAGGACCAAUAAGCUGCUCUUUGCUUUCCAGCUGUACGACCUGGACAGAGAUGAUAAGAUCUCCCGCGACGAGCUGCUACAGGUUCUCAGGAUGAUGGUUGGUGUGAACAUCUCUGACGAGCAGCUGGGCAGCAUCGCUGAUAGGACCAUCCAGGAGGCCGACCAGAACGGAGACAACUCCAUUUCCUUUAAUGAGUUCAUCAAGGUUCUGGAGAAGGUAGAUGUUGAACAGAAGAUGAGCAUCCGCUUCCUGCACUGAGACACUGAUUGGUUGCACUUCCUGACAGGACUGUCUCUCUGAUUGGCUGGAUAUUUUACUACCACCACCAUGCCCGCUGGAACAUGACCUAAGCUGUGUCUCCCUCUCUGUCUCCUCCUCCUCCAUACAGUACUAGCCCCUCCCUCUCUCUGUCUCCUCCUCCUCCAUACAGUUCUAGCCCCU